AUGAGGGAUCUUGGUGGGAGGAGGGUGCAGGUGGUGCCUGUGUUUGGGAGUUUGCUCUUGGCAUUUGUGGUGCCAGGGAUGCAGACAGGAAUGGGGGCUUGGAGCAUGAAACACAAUCGGGAGCAGAAGGGGAGCUCAGUCCUGCCCUCCACGCCCUCCCGCAGGCUGCAGACGGGCUGGUCAGUGCACACGUUCCAGAGUGAGAAGCAGAGGAAGAUGCAGGCUCUGAGCCCCCAGGAGCUCGAGGCCGUCCUGGGAGUGAUCCGCAGGGCGGAGCGGCUGGACGUGCUGGAGCAGCAGCGCAUCGGGCGCCUGGUGGAGAGGCUGGAGAACAUGAGGAGGAACGCGAUGGGGAACGGCCUCUGGCAGUGCCUGCUCUGUGGGGAGAGCCUGGGGCUGCUGGGCAGCUCCUCUGUCUUCUGCCAGGACUGCAAAAAGAAAGUUUGCACCAAGUGUGGGAUAGAAACUGUUGGAGCCCAGAAACGUCCUCUGUGGUUGUGCAAGAUCUGCAGUGAGCAGAGAGAGGUGUGGAAGAGGUCUGGGGCGUGGUUCUACAGAGGGCUGCCCAAGUACAUCACUCCUUUGAAGAGCAGCAGCAGCAAACCCCAGGAGCUGCAGCCCCAGCCCUGGCAGGGCGAGGUGGCCGUGCCAGAGCCCGAAAGCAUCAGCAGCAGCCACUCCUUCACCUGGGCCAGGGGAAAAGUGGUUUCCAGUGACAGCGAGAGCGACUCGGAGCUCAGCUCCUCCAGCCUGGAUGACAAACCCGUCCCUGUGGGAUCACAAGGCUCCCAGGGGAGGAAGCUCCAAGCAGGAAUGGCACCCACCAGGGGACCCAGCCAGGCCACGGGCAGAGCCCUGGGGACCCCCCAGUCCCCCCCACUGUCGGGGAGCCACAGCAGCCUGGGCAGUGAGCAGGGGGCCGAGCUGAGCCCCACGGAGAGUGGCCAGAGUGACCAGCCCUGGGACAGGCACCACGGUGACACCAGCACCCCUGGCAAACGACGAGUGCACUGCAGAACACGACCCUGAUGGAGCUGAAGGUGGAGCUGAAGGUGGAGCUGCUUUCCCCUGGAUCCAGCACUGCCAUUCCUCAGAUCCCACUGCAGCCAGGAGCUGCUGCCAGGGGUGCCUUUGGGAUGGUGACACCUGGGGCAGCAGCUGCCUGUCCUCUGUGAGCCCAGGCUGUGGUUUUUUUGGGGAAGGGGUUCCUGGAGGUUGUGGUUGGGGUGAGUUUGGUGGAGCUGUGCUCCUGCUCCCUCCCUCUCUGCUCAGGGUACAGAAGCACUCCCAGCAGUUUGCUGUGAUUUUUUUCCCUCCCCUUGGCUGUGCCCUGGCUGGUGUGGGGCUGUGGGAUCAGGGCAGAUGUGUGU
Messenger RNA from Ficedula albicollis (Collared flycatcher), 1370 nucleotides. RefSeq names its product rabphilin 3A-like (without C2 domains) (gene RPH3AL). The transcript is spliced from 8 exons. Gene Ontology annotation, biological process: intracellular protein transport. The record is from RefSeq and is a predicted model, not a curated record. Gene Ontology annotation, molecular function: small GTPase binding. Bases 1 to 1029 code for a protein of 342 amino acids. NCBI's taxonomy places the organism in Eukaryota, Metazoa, Chordata, Aves, Passeriformes, Muscicapidae.